AUGCAUAUCCCACUUUUCUCUAUCCUCGCUCUCGCGCCCGCAGUGAUUGCCGUUGUCGUCGAUACGCCGACUAUGAAAUCGCGUCGGAAUUGGGACGUGACAUGGAGACUCGACACGCCAAAGAUUGGCAUCACUCUUACCCGAGACUUCAAGAAUUUUGAGUGGAUCGAUCUCGUUGAUGCCGAGCCGGAGAAGGCUAGUGUUAGAAUACCGAGAGACGUGAACCUUCAGCCAGGGUAA
Molecule: messenger RNA, 240 nt
Organism: Penicillium coprophilum
Lineage: Eukaryota; Fungi; Ascomycota; Eurotiomycetes; Eurotiales; Aspergillaceae
Exons: 1
Coding region: 1-240 (79 amino acids)
Source: RefSeq, a predicted model, not a curated record